UGGGUGCCGCCAGGAGCCGCUGUGGCCGGCCCUGUCAGUCCCGGUGUUCGGUCUCCUCGCUGACACACCGGGGUUGUGACUGGUUUCUCGCCGCUUCCUCUGCACCCGGUCGAACCGCUGCCGGCCUCGCCGUCGUUAACCUUGGCCUUCUCGCACUUUUGCUCCGGCGUUGCCUGCCUUCCAUAGCUGGGGCCCGCUCUCGUUGCCCGGUCCUUUCCUGCCUACCCGCCCCGGUGGAAGCUUCCGCUGGCUCCCCGGACCCCUUUGCUGAAGUUAAGCCGGGAGGUGCUGUGCUGGUUGUGGCCGGGCCUGGCUCCCGAUAGUCGGUGUGUCCGGUGGCGGUGCGGUCUGUCUCUCACCCCCGCGGUAUCCCGCUGGGGAUUUCGCCCUUUUAUCCCUGAGCUGAGCCCUGGCUCUGCCAUGCCGGGUCCGGCUACCGGGAGCAGGGCACGCGUGUAUGCCGAGGUAAACAGCCUGAAACCCCGCGAGUACUGGGAUUACGAGUUGCACGUUCCUGAGUGGGGUAACCAGGAUGAUUACCAGUUGGUGCGAAAACUUGGUCGCGGGAAAUACAGUGAAGUAUUUGAGGCUAUUAACAUAACAAACAAUGAGAAAACGGUUGUCAAAAUACUGAAGCCUGUGAAAAAGAAGAAGAUAAAGCGUGAAAUCAAGAUACUGGAAAAUCUCCGUGGGGGUCCCAAUAUCAUCAAGCUGCUAGAUGUGGUAAAGGACCCUGUGUCGAGGACUCCAGCUCUUGUUUUUGAGCACAUUGAUAACACUGAUUUCAAGCAACUGUAUCAGAUCUUGGUGGAUUAUGAUAUCCGGUUCUACAUGUAUGAGAUUCUUAAGGCCUUGGACUACUGCCACAGUAUGGGCAUUAUGCACAGGGACGUGAAGCCGCAUAAUGUGAUGAUCGACCAUACCCAGAGAAAGCUUCGGUUAAUUGACUGGGGGCUGGCUGAGUUCUAUCAUCCUGAGCAGGAAUACAAUGUUAGAGUGGCCUCCAGAUAUUUCAAAGGUCCCGAGCUGCUAGUUGACUACCAGAUGUAUGAUUACAGCCUUGACAUGUGGAGUUUGGGGUGUAUGUUGGCCAGUAUGAUAUUUCGUAAGGAGCCAUUCUUUCAUGGACAUGAUAACUAUGACCAGCUUGUUCGCAUUGCCAAGGUUUUAGGAACUGAUGAAUUGUUUGACUACCUCAAGAAAUACCACAUCGAACUGGACCCUCGGUUUAAUGAUACUCUUGGCCAGCAUUCUCGAAAGCGUUGGGAGCAGUUUAUUCACAGUGAGAAUCGGCACCUGGUUAGUCCAGAAGCCUUGGAUUUAUUGGAUAAGCUACUUCGUUAUGAUCAUCAGCAGAGACUCACAGCUAAAGAAGCAAUGGAGCAUCCAUACUUCUAUCCAAUUCUGAAGGAACAUUCGGAUGGUGCUCGGAAUAACAACUCGCAUGUGCCUGGUGUUUCUGCAGCUGUGCGGUGAAUCCUGGUGUCUGCAGAGUUCAUUUUGCAAGAUGAUGGAGUUUCGGAUUUACAGGGAAGACAUUGGACAAACAAGGAGCUAACACAGUCUGGAAAUGUGAACUUGUGACUGCAGCAACACAGGUGACCAUGGCUUACCCUAAACCCAGUGGCAGCACUGUACUACAUCCAUUUAUUUUAGAUUUCCAUUUAUGUUCGGAGAGAAUUACAACUUACUAGAUUUUGGUUCUAAAAUUACAAUGUUUUUGUAUAUUUAUAUAUUAUUUUUUGUAUUGUAAUAAAAUACCUAGAAUGUGUUCCAUUAUCAGAUUUUCUUGUUGUCCUUUUUCCUGUCUGUCUAUAAAAUCAAUUUUGCCAAAUGCAUUUAAUAUUUCUAAAGGUAAGGUAGAAUAAGUUUAUACUGCUCACAACAGUUCAUCAGUUGGGGACACUUGGUGACUUGGGUUUGAAACAAAAAGAAAAUUAUUUUCAAGAGGUCCUCUCUCAAAUGUCAGAUCUCUUGCAAAUUUGAGUUUCAGUGUUUUUAGGAAGUAAACUGAUCAGCAAAGAUCCUGAAGUGCCACUUGGCUGUCAUCUGAAAGUCGAGGUUCUCCAAUUGUCCCUCAUUGGAUGCCGCAGUAAUGUGUAUGUAAUUGAGGCAGACCUGAAUGAAAGUAAAAGAGAAUGUUGUCCAAGGGGAUGUUUAGUGCCGUCAUAAAUCCCGUUCUGGCAGCAGCACGUGAAUAAAUGUACCUCUGUGUCAUAGUUUUGGUUGAUUGGAAUGGAACCAUUAGCUACAGGGAGUGUAUCUUACUGCCAAUCUGUGUCCUGAAGUAACGCUAACUGGUGGUUUUUAUUCAGUCUUUCCCUGUUGGCUUCAGAAAUGUCAGGUUUACCAAAGUGCACGUGAGAAAAUAAAGGAUUGUGCAGGUACGAAGGUCACAAAAAAUAAAUAGUUUAGGGUUCUGCCCCAUAAGAUUUUGUUGAGACAAUCUGUUAAAUGCUGUACAAAAAAAAUGUAAGCAGUUGUUGAAUGGGUGGGUGGUCAAUUUAGUGCAGCAAAGGAGCCGAAGACUUGAGGUGGAAGGAGGAGAGGCAAGUCACAAAAACACUUCUUUGAUAUAUGGGUAUAUUCUGUAGAUGGGAAUAAUGUAACUUGAAAAUAUACAGAUGCAAUGCAUAUACUUAGUGUCUAGAGAAAAUGUAUGUGAAGUCCAAAAGAGAGCAUGAGAAUGUUUGCAAAAUGUACACUUAAUUAUAGUAGCAUGGUAAACUGUUAAAACUUGCUAAGACCGAAUGCAAAGCACUGUGUAAGCUUGUGUACAGUCCAAUCAAUCAAGUUACACUGUACAUAUUUAAAACUGGCAGACAAUUUUAAUAUUUACAAAGGAAAUUGGGAAGGUUUCUGCUAAGCAAAAUUAUUUUGCAUGUUGAAUUAAUUUUCUUUAACUGCAUGGUGGUGUGACUUUUCCAAAUUUUGUUUAACAGAUUAUUUAACAACAGUCCCAGUUGGAAUAGAUUUACUGCUUUAGAGGCUGCAGAAAAUCACUCAACAGUAAUGGAACUUGACUGCUGGCGCAAACCUUGUGUUGUCAUUCUGAAGGUGGUGCCUCAGAAGUAUCUUUGGGUUUUGUCCAAAUUGUCUGAGCAAAUGAUCCUUUUCCCUGAGCCCAUUUGCUACAAGGUAGUGCAUGGAGUAGAGCAAAAGUGCGCUUCAUUUUAAGUAUGUACCAGUUGACUGAGUUUGUGUGGGGUUGGUACAAUGAUGUGAUGUUCCAGAUUAUGGCAGCUGCCAUCCCGAAAUCCAGAUUAACAAAAUCAGUAAGAUGUGGGAUUCAUUGGCAUUUAUACACAAGUGUUUGGAUUAUAAAACUACUGUAACCUUUUUAAGUU
Mobula hypostoma (lesser devil ray) is the source of this 3347-nucleotide messenger RNA. RefSeq names its product casein kinase 2, alpha prime polypeptide b (gene csnk2a2b). The transcript has 11 exons. Gene Ontology annotation, molecular function: protein serine/threonine kinase activity; ATP binding. Gene Ontology annotation, cellular component: protein kinase CK2 complex; cytosol; nucleus. Gene Ontology annotation, biological process: peptidyl-serine phosphorylation; regulation of chromosome separation; peptidyl-threonine phosphorylation. NCBI's taxonomy places the organism in Eukaryota, Metazoa, Chordata, Chondrichthyes, Myliobatiformes, Myliobatidae. Bases 421 to 1476 code for a protein of 351 amino acids. The record is from RefSeq and is a predicted model, not a curated record.